AUGGCCAGCGCAGAUCAUCAGAAAAAGUUGAACCUGGAAAGAGCAACGAAUUUUAUGAGACAAUACCGUGACCCCAACUCCCGAGAGUUGAAAAAACUUUCUGCAAAUCAGUUUAUGGAAGUUUGGAGUCAUUACGACAAAGACGCCAGCCAAGAACCGGUGCAUAGAAUUUACUUAGAAGUUUUCGUUGAGUUUUACUCCGUUAUGCAAAGUUUGAUCGGCAAAGCUUUACGAAAAUUUAACUUGGUCAUUAUGCAUUUUUAUAUUCCGCAGGCUGUCUCUGACGAUAUGCUGAUUGAACUAAAAGCAUGUUUCAUGGAAGCAUACGACGACAAUCAAGAUGGGAAAAUCGAUAUUCGUGAGCUAGCGCAAUUAUUGCCCAUGGAAGAAAACUUCCUAUUGCUGUUCCGAUUCGACAAUCCGCUAGAGUCCAGCGUUGAAUUUAUGAAGAUUUGGAGGGAGUAUGAUACUGACGGGAGUGGUUACAUUGAAGCUGACGAAUUGAAGAACUUCUUGAGGGAUUUGCUGAAAGAAGCCAAGAAAAUAAACGAUGUCUCUGAGGACAAACUUAUCGAGUACACAGACACAAUGUUACAAGUUUUUGAUGCCAAUAAAGAUGGUCGUCUGCAACUGUCUGAAAUGGCCAAGUUACUUCCUGUAAAAGAAAAUUUCUUAUGCCGACAAGUAUUCAAGGGUGCAACCAAACUUACCAAGGACGAUAUUGAAAGAGUGUUUGCUUUAUAUGACAGGGACAACAAUGGUACAAUAGAAAACGAAGAACUCCGAGGUUUUCUUAAAGAUCUUCUAGAGCUGGUCAAAAAGGAUUACGAUGCCCAGGAUCUGCGAGACUUCGAGGAAACGAUCUUAAGAGGCGUGGAUUACAAUCAGGACGGCAAGAUCAACAAAAAAGAACUGACAAUGAUUCUGUUGGCCAUCGCAAAGCACAAUCAAGAAGAGGAACCUGCAGCAUAA
Ceutorhynchus assimilis (cabbage seed weevil) is the source of this 972-nucleotide messenger RNA. The record is from the annotation of a GenBank genome assembly. NCBI's taxonomy places the organism in Eukaryota, Metazoa, Arthropoda, Insecta, Coleoptera, Curculionidae.